Messenger RNA from Staurois parvus, 377 nucleotides. Lineage: Eukaryota; Metazoa; Chordata; Amphibia; Anura; Ranidae. The record is from the annotation of a GenBank genome assembly.
CCGUUGGCGGCUACGGAUGUCAAUCACGGGGUCCCGGCUGGAGAUCCUCUGCCAGCACUCAGUGAUUGCCAAGUAACAUUGACAGGGGAGAGACCUGUGUGUAAACAACACAGGCCUCUCUCCUGUCAGCAACAACAUGCUGCUGUGUACUUCUCUCAGCAUGUUUCUCUAGUAAAACACACACAGCACAUUAUGUAAAACAGCACGCAGCACACAGUUAAUCUUUUGAUCACCAAAGAUGAUAACCCUUUCCUGCCCAGUGUCAUUAGUACAGUGUCAGUGCUUUUUAUUAGCACUGAUCACUGUAUUAGUGUCAUUGUGAUGCCAGUGGCAGUUAGUCAGUUAGUCAGAAUGCCCGUUGCAGUCCCGCUAUAAUU